Seminavis robusta is the source of this 3234-nucleotide messenger RNA. The record is from the annotation of a GenBank genome assembly. Lineage: Eukaryota; Bacillariophyta; Bacillariophyceae; Naviculales; Naviculaceae.
AUGGCGCCAAAGUUGAGACCCAACAGCACCGAGGAAUUAUGUGCUGACGAACCAUCCAAUGGUCUCCUCAACGGGGACGAGUGCUACUCUGUCGAUAUCAGCACAUGCCAAAUAAGGAAUAACGAGAUCCGGGAUUGCGUCUUGGCUGAAGGGACCUACGACUAUUAUCUCACCAAAGACGAAGAGGGCGGCGGAUACCCCCGGAUUUCUUUGUGGACGGUCCUUUUCACCGCCAAGUUCGGGCCACCAGAGUGUGGCGGCAACUUUUGCGAAGUGACAGUGGAAGAUGGCGACCAAAACCAGGAACAAUAUCCCUACUACUGUAAAGUGCUUGCCGAUGGCGAAGUUGAAUUGGUGACUCAAUCUGAAGAUCAUCCUAGAGCAAACAACAUCUUCCAAGCAGGCUCGCAAUUCAUCUAUAUCCAAGAAGAGGGAGGAUACCUCAAGCUGAAAAACGACCCAGAUUACUGCGAAUACCUUUUUUCCAGUGAUACACCAUCCAUUGUCUUGAGUGAUGCGCCGUCCUUUUUCUAUAGUGGCGGACCCUCCACUGCCCCUUCCAUCGUUCCCUCCUCAGUCCCAGGCAGCAUUGCUCCAUCAGUCUUUGACUACAGCUGCUACAAUGAAGAGGGAAUUAGUGGCUUUGACUUGGAUGAUGAUGUCCCGGAUGACUGCUAUGAUGUCAAUAUAAAUGUUUGUACAACAAGACUAGCAAAUGACUGUGUGGAGAUUGAAGCAACCUACGAUUACGGUGAGGGCAACCCAACGAUAUCAGUGGAGACAUCAGUGGGAUGUGGCGUCAUUGAUGAUUAUUGCCAAAUUAGUAUUGGUGACUUUGUCUGCAAUCAAUGUGAGCUUGAGGUCCUCACUUCGGAUCCUCCAAAUGUAUCACAGAAAGUCACAAUGCUGGCAGAAUGUGCGGCUAUCUUGAAUGAUCUGGUGAAACCACAAGACCAAACCAUAUUUCUCAGUGAAGCUGUGGGGUAUUUCCAGCUGGAUGAGAAUGAGGUGGUGUGCCUUUCCGGAGGGCCAUCACUAGUACCAUCCAUUUACCCCUCAUAUUCUUACAGCGAAGCACCCUCAUAUGUCUACAGCGAUUUUCCAUCGGGAGGAGCAUCAUCCACAAGCCCGUCUCUAUUGCCACCUGACACAAGUUGUUACAGGGAAAAGGGAAUCAGCAGCUUUGAAAUAGAUGAUGACGCAGUUGUUGACUGCUAUGAUGUUGACAUUGACAUUUGCACCACAAGGCUAGGCAACGAGUGUGUGGAGAUUGAAGCAACCUAUGACUAUGGAGAGGGAAACCCGUCAAUGACAGUGGCGACUUCAGUUGGGUGUGGCAUUAUUGAUGAUUAUUGCCACAUUAGCAUUGGUGCCUUAUUGUGCAAUCAAUGUGAGCUUGAGGUCCUCACUUCAGAUCCUCCAAAUGUAUCACAGAAAAUCACAAUGCUGGCAGAAUGUGCAGCAAUCUUGAACGAUCUGGUGAAACCACAAGACCAAACCAUAUUUCUCAGUGAAGCUGUGGGAUAUUUCCUGCUGGACGAGGAUGUGGUUGUGUGUGUCUCUGAAGGGCCGUCAUCAGUGCCUUCACAGACAUGGGCACCUUCACAAACAUGGGCGCCUUCGCAAACAUGGGUGCCCACACAAACAUGGGCGCCUUCACAAACAUCGGCACCUUCACAAACUUCACAAAUCCCAUCCAUUUACCCCUCAUACGACUACAGCGAUUUUCCAUCCGGAGGAGCAUCAUCCACAAGCCCGUCUCUAUUGCCUCCUGCCACCAGUUGUUACAAUGAAGAGGGAAUCAGCAGCUUUGAAAUAGACGAUGACACAGUUGAAGACUGCUAUGAUGUUGACAUUGACAUUUGCACCACAAGGAUUGGCACCGACUGUGUGGAGAUUGAAGCAACCUAUGACUAUGGCGAGGGAAACCCGACAAUAUCGGUGGCGACUUCAGUUGGGUGUGGUAUUAUUGAUGACUAUUGCCACAUUAGCAUUGGUGCAUUAUUGUGCAAUCGAUGUGAGCUCGAGGUUCUCACUUCGGAUCCUCCAAAUGUAUCACAGAAAGUCACAAUGCUGGCAGAAUGUGCGGCUAUCUUGAAUGAUCUGGUGAAAGCACAAGACCAAACCAUAUUUCUCAGUGAAGCUGUGGGGUAUUUCCAGCUGGACGAGGAUGAGGUUGUGUGUGUCUCCGAAGGGCCAUCAUCGGUGCCUUCACAAACAUGGGCGCCUUCGCAAAUCCCAUCGAUUUACCCCUCAUAUGUCUACAGCGACGCACCCUCAUAUGUCUACAGCAGUUCCCCAUCGGGAGGAGGAUCAUUUUCGUGCUAUGACGACCUUGCUGAGGGCGAGGUCAAGAAUGACGAUUGCUAUGCUGUCGACAUUGGCAUUUGCAAAGAAGAUUUUGGUGGUGGUUGUGUCGAGACAUAUGCUACUUACGAGUACUACAACAGCGUACACCCAGGAGGCAACCCACGCGACGUUUAUGGGUAUGUCAAUAUUGCAACAACUGUGAACUGUCCGGGGCAAGAGGAUUUCUGUAGCGCAUCAGUUUGCAGUGCCUGUGAAGUGUCGGGCGACACGGUUGCCCUGUUGGAUUGUACGUUUUUGUCACCUGCAGACCAGACCGUGAGCCUGGCCGAGGGAGGCGGCUAUGCGACGUUGGAGAAUGACGAGGAAAAAUGCAACGCCGUCUUUGAUUCUUCGAUCGUACCAUCUACAGCUCCAAGCAUUGUGUCUACCUCGUCUUCUUCUUUCAGCAUUAUGUCUCGUGGCAGUGACGCUUUCACGACACGAGACUUCAACGGAAUUGUCAUGACGCUGAAGCCACACUUGACAUUCCACUUCUUCCCUGGCCAUCAAGAAGAUGAACCCCCCGAAGCCAGUCAAAUCUUGAUCCUGUUGGAGAGAAUCGAAUCCUAUUUUCGAGAUGUUCUUGCCGAAGACCAUGCUUUGAUGAAUAUUCAAUUCGAUGACAUCCAAAAAGAGUACCAAGUCCAUCCGAAACAUCAAUUUGAGCUAUCCUUUGUCGCCAAGAUCACGUUUGAUGCUGCCGAAGAAAGCGCAAGUACUCUCAAGACAAGGGUAGUGACUGAUAUGCUAGCAGACGACCUCAAUCUACGAGAGUUCGUAGGUCGCCGUGCCAGGUUCGUUGACGAGGACCGCACAAUCCGAAACGGUCUGCUGUAUUACACGUCAAACGUCCGAGCUCGAAUAAGUGGUUCGGUGAUAGCCUAA